GCUAAUAAAUGAAGCCAUCUAUGACACUACUACUAUGUUACUUUGCACUAUGAAGGUAGUAACUUAGACUAGUGUCAUAUGCAUGACACUAGUAUAAGUUACUCCCCACUAUGACCAGCCUAACAUUGGCGUGUCGGUUCGAGGAAACCGUGCUAAUUAGCAUGCGAUAAUCAUGGGGUUCUUCUUAAUACUAGCUACAGUGCUUUUAUUUUAGUCAUUCGAGAGUAGUGACGGCAGGACAAGUGCAGACAAACUACAUUGGUCGUGAGAUUCUGUUCAUAUGUGGUGGUGAUGCAGUAGGACUAAAAUUAUCUCUGAACAUGACUUGAACGUUGGGUUCUAGCGGUCUACAUGUUUAAGAGUUGAAGGAGACAAUGCUAAUUAGCACAUGAUAGUCAUGGACUCUGUAAUUUUGCAUUCCGUCUGUUUUAAUUCUGUCAGCAUUUUGUUUUGCUAAUAGUUGUGGGGAAGGAUUGGAACACGAUUAUAUAUAUUGCUUCCAGAAAUGAUGUCAAUUUUAUUCGAUUCAAACGUUUAAUUGUCAGCAAAACCAGGUUAAGCUUUGCUCCGGAAUGGUGCCUACAUGACGUUCCUUCCCUAAUAUUUUUUCCUGGUCUGAGUCGCGAGUCAGAAGGUCCACGUUAACUGAAGCGAAUCAGAUUUAUCUGGAAUAUUUUGACUUUGGAGAAUGGCUCCGACCUUAGCUUGCCAAGCUUGUUUAGCAGGAAUCUACCCCUCUUGCAGCAACUUGCCAGUACUUUAGUUUUCUAUUGUUAGGCAGCUUGGAUUAUGCAGGUGAUGGUGACAAGUUUCCACAGUACUAGUGGCUGUUAUCUUCCCAUUUCAAAGUUCAAUGUACUUCCGAUCUCAACAGUAGGACUAAAAUUAUCUCUUAACAUGUCUAUAAUAUGGGGUUCUAGACUUCUAGUGGUCUCCAUGUUUAAGAGUUGGAGGAGACCAUGCUUGUUAGGAGUACAUGAUAGUCAUGGAUUUGUAAUUAUGUAUUCCGCCGGUUACAAUUUUCUCUCAGCAUUUUGUUUCUCUAAUAUGGGGAAGGGUUGGAAUACGAGCAUGUAUAUUGUUUUGAUAAAUGACAUCGAAUUUAUUCGAUUCAAACAUCUAAUUGUUAGCAAAACCAGGGUAAGCCUUCAUGACAUGCUCCCCUCAUAUUAUUCGUGGUCUGAGUGGUGAGUCAUACGGUUCAUAUUAACAGGAACAAAUCAUAUUUAUUGCUCACUAAAAAAAAUCAGAUUUAUCUAAAUUUUUUUGACUGGAGAAUGGCUCCGACCUUAGCUUGCCAAGCUUGUUUAACAGGAAUCUAUCUUGCAGCAACUGGCCAGUAUUUAUGUUUUCUAUAGCUAGGCAGCUUAGAUUAUGCAGGUGAUGGCGACAAGUUUCUACAGUACUAGUGGCUGUUACCUUCCAAUUUCAAAGUUCAAUGAUUUCCCAUAAUUGUUGAAAUUUCCGGCCGUCUAGCUAGGCUCAUAUUUCAGUAAUGUCUCAGUCAUCUGAAAGAGAAAUCAGUUGACCAUGCAUUGCCGCCCUUGGACUGUAAUAUAUUGCUUACUCAAACCUGAGUUUAACCAUACACAAGUCUAUGUGGUAGGAUGCAAACAAAAUAUUGACCUCAGUUGACAGUGAAUUUUUACUUUAAUGUACACAGGCCUCAAGUUGUACUGUAGUUUACCUAGAGGAGAGAUCGGUUGUCUUCUAUCGUGACCGUGGGAUUCUAUCUUGAGAAUAAGGCAUAUUGCAGAGGUUUAUUUUUUGAACUGCAUGAGGUAUGCAUUCAUUGGACCAUGCUGUAAUAUAUCUGACCCCUUGAGAAAUUUGUUUUGGCUGGUAGUUCUUAGUGAGUUGAUACGCUAGCCAACUAGUAAGUGAUGCAUCAAACCAGAAAUUAGCAUGUCCUCUAGUGUUUGCUAAUCUAAAUUUUUUACCUAAAUGGAAGACAAACUUCUUGUACUAGAACUAAGUUUCGUUCUUCAGAGGAGGACAGCACACAGCCACACAGGCAAACCACGUUAUUCUAGCAUGCUAUGUCUAAUCAAUGGCAUCGGAACCUUCUGCCUCCCUUUCGUCCAGAUAAACCAAACAUAUACUGUACAGUGCUAGUGCGUCUUCGUUUGUACUUCCCGUUGGCAUCCAUGUUGAGUAGUAUACCGUGUAUCUUAUGAGGGAUUAGGGAACAUAUCGAUAGACAAAGGAUGAUGCUUUAGGUGACUUGCUAACUAGCUGGGGAUUAGGAGACCAGCAAGCUGAUGCUACAGAACAGAAAGCAACAGUUUGUUUUGCUGCUCUUGUUUUCAGCAAUUGCUGUGAGAGGCUCCUCUCAACUACCGAACCCCAUAGGGCUUCGAUUGGUGGAAUUCUCAGUGAUCUUUGUCCACUGUUCUUUCUUCACAUAUUUUGACAGACGUUAGGCCGCAUUGCAUCAGUGAAAUGCCGACAAGUGUCAUUUGAGAAGCUCUCUAUUAUCAGCUUAAACCCUCUGACCUCUGCCACUUGUUUCAAACCUUUAUUCUUAUUCUCACCUGGCGUGGUCAUUGGAUAUUCGAAUUGCCCACUCAGGAAUUUUAGGCAAAUGCUGACUCCAUCAAUGUAUUACCAUAUAAUACUGCAUAUUUGAUUUAUAUUGUCUAAUUAAUAGUUUCUUUCCUUGUCCAGCAGCAGUGCUUACCAACUAUGAUUAUGAUGAUAAUUAGGUAUCCACCUGCCGUCCUUAACUCAUUUGAUGUCAGUGAGCAUGUUUCCUGAGCAUGCUAGGCUCUCGCAUCGUUGACAAAAUGGACCAUACAACCAUUCCUGUUAGUCUCAAAUCUCAAGGAAUUAAUUUGAGCCCUCUAUGACGAAAUCUUGUAGGGUGUGGUGGGGGCAUAUGAUACUUAAUGUCCGGUUGUGAAGGCAGUUGUACUGCUGGUUGUGAUGAAAAGUACCAUGCUGCCAAGAUCCUUUUUAAAAUGUUGCCAGCUUUGCUUGUCCUGUAAUAAAGACAUCUCAGCAUAGUGCAGGAAAAAAUAUUUAGUUACCUCAGUGGAAUCAUCCAGACUCUCUCCAGAGAAAAAAAAUUAUACAAUGCUGAAAGCUCUCCGGAACACACCAUUUGUGCACUUGUAAUCUGAAGUUCUGAAAUAGUCAGUGAAAAGCUGGACGUGGUUGGACUCCAUCCAGAUUUUCCUGCUGUUGGUAGUUUCUGGAAACGAUCAUUUUGGAAUUGCCAGGCGGGAAGGCAGGAGAAACAUUCAGAUUCGUAGCAAGAGGCAGCCUGGAACCAGGAAAUCUGUGUGGCCUACGCUUGUGUUUUCUCAAGAUUAUGCUAAUGAUUGGCAUCAACAAGAUGCUUCUGAUCUUGGUGUGUUCACCUAUUGUGAUGAGAGGAUUCUGGGCCAAGAGAGUGGCAACUUGGUCGCGAUCCAGGAAGAGCUCAUGGAGGAGAACAGUUUAACUGAUCUCCUCCUCACUGGUGCAGAGGCGGUCGAGGCGGGGGAUCCAAGAUUUGCCUUGGCAGUGUUCUCAAGGCUUGAUGGCCUCCUCCUUGGCAGCCCUGAAAAUGCAGCAGCCGGCUCUUUUGAUCGCCUGGCCUACCACUUUGCCCAAGGUCUGCGGUCCCGGAUCUCCAGUGCAAGCACCAGUUGCUCUCCGCCGGAGCCACUGGCGUCUGACAGAAUGUCGGCGCAGCAGAUUAUACAAGAGCUGUCACCGUUUGCCAAGUUUGCGCACUUCACUGCCAACCAGGCCAUUCUAGAUGCCACCAAGGGCGAUACACAUGUGCACGUUGUCGACCUGAACAUUGGCGAGGGCAUCCAGUGGCCAUCGUUCAUGUCAGAUCUUGCCCGUCAUGGCGGCAUGUCAUUCCACCUCACGGCGAUCACAGCAGACGCCGACUACACCGACGGCGUUCACCAUGCAUCUGCGCGGCGGCUCUCGGAGUUCGCUGACUCCUUGAACCUCCCGUUCCAGUACAGCUGUCUCUGUUUACAUAGUGAUGAAGACCUGCAUGAAUUCUCCAAGAACUGUAAAGGUUCGGUGAUCUUCUCAUGCGACACAACAAGCAUGCCUUACAAGUUGCUGAGCAAGUUACCGGCACUCCUACCUGCCUGUGUUAAACUGUUACAGCCAAAGUUAAUGGUCGUCGUAGAAGAGGAGCUGGUUAGAAUCGGAAAGGAGGUGUCUCUAUGUAAGGCCUCCUUUGUCGACUUCUUCUUCGAGGCAUUGCACCACUUUACCACGGUGUUCGAGUCACUGGCCAGCUGCUUCGUUGGUGGUAACCAGGGGGCGUGCCUGAGACUUGUGGAGAGGGAGAUGGUGGGGCCAAGGAUACAAGACUUUGUGGGGCAGUAUGGGUCUAUGACAGUUGAGGUCACUGCUCCUCGGGUUUUGGAAAGGUACGGGGCUUGUGACCUGAGUGGUUGCAAUGUUGCUCAGGCCAGGAUGCUGGUUGGGUUGUUCAAUAGGGGGUUUGAGGUUGUGCAUGAGAAGGGUAGGCUUGUGUUGUGCUGGAAGUCCAGGCCAUUGACCUCUGUGUCUGUUUGGGCUCCAAUCUUAAAAGAAAGGAGCUCAUGACGUUCUUUAUUUUUGUUGUUGUAAGCGUUGCAGUGAAGAAUUUCGAGGAAAACGUAUUUGGUUAGUGAGCCACCUUAUUUGGUUUCUAUCUCAGCCUGUCUCUCUUGCUCUUGUUGGCUUCUCAUAUACUACUCCGUCUCAUAAUGUAAGAUGCUUUUUCAAGCUAUCUUAGCUUGAAAAAACGUCUUUCAUUAUGGGACGGAGGGAGUAUCUCCUAGGGUAACUUCUAGUGAUGAAUAGUCUCAAGUAGCAAGUGGAAAAAUGAAAUUUGCUCACAUAUGAGCUCUGCUGAUUUUACUGCAAGAAUGCUCAUUUAUCUAGUUGUUUGU
Molecule: messenger RNA, 4892 nt
Organism: Triticum dicoccoides
Lineage: Eukaryota; Viridiplantae; Streptophyta; Magnoliopsida; Poales; Poaceae
Product: protein NODULATION SIGNALING PATHWAY 2-like
Exons: 3
Coding region: 3427-4563 (378 amino acids)
Source: RefSeq, a predicted model, not a curated record